Messenger RNA from Rotaria sordida, 6666 nucleotides. The record is from the annotation of a GenBank genome assembly. NCBI's taxonomy places the organism in Eukaryota, Metazoa, Rotifera, Eurotatoria, Philodinida, Philodinidae.
AUGCUUGAUAUUCUUCAAAUAUAUUUUACUAAAACAAUACAUAAUGAUAAACAAAUAAUAAAAUUUAUUGAAACAAUUCAAAUUUUAUUCAUUGAAUUAACUGAUGAAACAAAUUUUUUAUAUACAAAAAAUCAAGAAAUUCCAUUUGUUAAUGAUUUACUUGAACAUAUUAAAAAUUCAAUUUAUUUAACUUCUCCUUCAUCUUUACUUCAACCUAUAUUACCUUCAUUAAAUAAAAUUCCAUCUAUUCUUUAUGGAUUUCUUGAUGCAAAAUUUCUUUCAUAUUUAUAUAAUUUUGCAACACAAGAAAUAUCUAAAAAGAAAUCUACUGAUAUUGAAGGUAUUCAAUGUCCAAUUGAUAAUCUAUCUGACGAUAAAUUACCAUUAAUUCAAGCAUUUGAAAUAAUGCUUCUUCUUUGUUUUCAAGCUUUAUAUGAUCAAGAAUAUAGUUCAAAUUCAUUUUUAUUAGAAUAUUGUUUAAAUUAUCAAUCAAAUAUAAAUCUAUUAAUACGUAUUCUUGAAGAAAAAAUUUAUUUAUAUAUUGAAGAACUUUCUUUACCAGAUCCAAUAUCAUAUCAAUAUAUAAAUAAAUUUUUAAGUCAUAUAUGUUUAAAUAAAUUUCAAUAUUAUUUAAAUAUUCGUCAAAAUGAUUUUGACUAUUUAACAAAUUUAUUUUCUCAAUCAUUUCGUAUUUAUCGUCGUGAUAUACUUUUAUGUCAAAGAUUUAUUUAUUUAUUUUAUUUAUUUAUUAAAAUAUUUUAUAAAAAAAUACAAGAAAAAUUAUUUUCAAAUGAAAAUUGGUUACAUUUAAAAAAAAUUCUUGAUGUUUUUUGGCAAAUGACAAUAAAUAAAAAUAAUUUAUUAAAUAAUCAUAUAAGAAAAUUAAUUAUUAAAAUAAAACAAAUUCUUAUAAAUGAUGAACAAAUAACAUUUGAUGAUAUACAAAUUAUUUUAAAUGAUUCAUCAUAUUUUAUUCGUUUAGAAGCUAAUAAACUUUGUUUAAAUUUAUUUUAUGAAAAUAAUUCUAAUCAAUUAAUUAAUAUUAAUUCACAAAAUCAAUAUGAAAAUAUUAAUGAUCAAUCAAGUUUAGGAAUAUAUUUUGGUUAUAUUGAAAUAUCAAAAGAUUUUUUAUUAAAUAAUCAAUAUCGUUUAAAAUCAUCUGAUGAACAAAAAAAAAUUUAUCAAUAUUUAAUAGAAAAAAAUUCAUCAUCAAUUUUACUUUUUUAUUAUUUAUCAAAUAUAAGUGAAUAUUUAUUACGUCAAAUAAGUUUUCAUUUAAUUGAAUUUGGAUUAAAAAAUAAAAUAUCAAAACAUAUUAUUAAACAUAUUCUUCAAAAUAUUCCCAUUGAAUCAAUUAUACAAUAUUGGCAUAAACAAUCAUUAUAUAAAAUAAAAGAUUUUCCAUGGGAAUUUUUUAAUAUUAAUUCUAUUGAACAAUAUAAUUCAUAUUUAUUUUCAAUUUAUUUUCUUUCAUCAUUAACUGAUCGUCAACAACUUGAUUCGAUUUUUCAUGAUAUUAAAUCAUCAUUAAUUGAUUAUUUUCCACAAUUACAAGCAUAUUUAUUACCAUUAUUAGCUAAUAAAAUAAAUGAUUAUAAACAAGCAGAAGAGAAUCGACAAUUAAUUGAAAAAAUUAUUACAAAAAAUGAAUAUAAUCGUUUAAUGAAACAAAAAUUAACAAUAAUUAUUUUACAUCUUUUAUUAACUUAUUGGAAUAAUGAAGAAAAUGAAUUUUAUGAUCAAUGGUUACCAGAACCAAUUUUACCUGCUUAUACUUGGUCAAUAUUAAAAAAAACAUUUGAUUAUAUUAAACAAAUAAUGAAUGGAAAAACAUUUUCAGAACUUUUAAUCAAAUUAGUAGAUAUUGGUGAAAUUCUUCUUCAAUUAUCAUCAAAUCUUUUUUCGACAAAUUCUCUUCAUGAACAACUUCGUCUACUUAAUGUUUUCUCAUUAUUUCUAAAUGAUAUAUUAUUAAAUUCUCUUGAUAAUGAUUAUUUGCAUAGUAUAUUACGUGAUUCAACUUAUAUUUUAUUACGUUAUAUUGAAAAAAAUUGUCAAAAAACAUAUCUAAAAAUUUAUCAACAAGAAUUGAAUGAUAAAAUUUUAAAUAUUAUCUGUAAACUUCUUCAUCAAUUAUGUAUUAAAGGACUUGAUUUUGAUUCAUUAAUUUAUCUUCAUCAUAUUCCAGAUAUUGUUUCAACAUUAAUUAAUUAUGAUCAAUAUUUGACAAAAGAACGUAUUCAAAAAAUAUUAAUCCAUAUUUAUCAAGUUAUUAAACAUAAUAAUGAUUCAAUAUAUAUUUUUAUGUCUUAUGCAAUAGAUAAAUUGGGAUAUUUAACAAAUGAAAUCAAGAAAAAACAUCAAAAAAUAACAACUUCUCAUUAUUUUUCAUAUCUUUCUUAUCGUCAUUCAUCGUUACCAGUUAAAUGGAUAUUAGAAAUGUUUCAUAAUCAUUUAGAAAACGAACGAUUAACAUCUUCUCAAUAUUCACUUGAUAUAAAUCCAUCAAUAAUCUUUCUUGUUAAACAACAAUUAAUUGAUUGUAUAACAUUAAAACAUAAUCAUAUUUUAGCUGGAAAAUGUCUAUCAAAAUAUCCAUUAUUUUUAAUAAAUAAUAAUGAAGAAAAUCUUGAAGAUGAUCAAUAUGAACAAAUUCCAUUAUGGAUUAUUGAUGAUUUAAUUAUGUUUUAUUUAAUUGAUAAAGAACAAUCUAUUGUUGAAUGUACACGUUAUACAUUAAAAACAAUUUUAAAUCAUUCAAUUGGACAAGAACUUUAUCAAAAAUAUCUUAAAAAUGAUUUAAUACAAAUAUAUUCGAAACCAUUUUUAUCUCAAAUAAAUUGUUCAUUAAAAAUUCAAUCAAAUUUAAAUUCAUUAUCAAAUCCAUGGUUAAUAACUUCAUUUAAUACAUGGUUUAUAUCAUUAGUUAAUUAUUUAUUAAAACAAAUUGAAUAUUAUUAUAUAGAAAAAAAAGAAAUAGGACAUUCAUAUGCAUUUAUAUUUAUUCAAUUAAAACAUUUAAUACAAUUAAAAAUAGAAUUAGCAAAAAAAUUAUUUCCACAUUUAAUUUAUUGUUUAUUAUUACUUCCAAUCAAUUUCAAUAUACGUCAAUUAUUAACAGAAAAUUUUAAUUUUCUUCUUGAACAAUUAAUUAAUAAUAAUAAUAAUGAAAAUAAUUUUACUUAUAUUCAAAUAGCAAAAAUUUUUUUUCGAACAAUUAAUUUUUUAAGACAAUGUCCAAUUGAAAAUUUAAAUAAAAGAAAUGUUGGAAAAAACAUAUUUCUUAAUUUUGAAAAUCAUUUUUGGUUAGAUAUUGAUUAUUUUCAAUUAGCUAAAUGUGCAUCUAAAUAUCAAUGUUAUCAAUCAGCUAUUAUUUAUACUGAUAUUUGGACAACAAAACAAAGAUCAAUUUUACCAGCUAAUAAUUAUUCAACACAUUUAUAUUAUUCUGAUAUUGAUCUAUUAUCUUCCUCAUCAGAUAUAAUAGAUUUAUUUGUUCGUAUACAUUCGAAUAUGAAUCAAUCUGAUGAGUUUUAUGGUCUAGAUAAAUGUUUUCAAAAUCGUCCAAAUCUAUAUGGAGAAUUUAAUCAAUUAAAUAAUAAUUAUUAUGAUUCAUUAUUUUAUUAUGAUCAAGCAGCAUUAACAAUAGAUUCAUCAAAAUUAAUUCAAUCAUUACGUUUAUGUGGAUUUAAUCAUAUACUUGAACAAUAUUUACAUCAAAUUUCAUCAUUAUCUGAUCAAAUAUUUUAUCGUAUUCAAUUAACAUCAUUAUUAACUGAACAAAAUAAAUUAACACAAUGGAAAACUUAUAAUGAACAAUCAUCAAAUCAUAUUCGAGAAAAUAUUUUAUCAAUAAUACAACGACAAAUACGUGUUCCAUCAUCAUCAAUACCACAAUUAAUUGAUCAUAAUUUAUGGUCAAAUGUUUCUGAUUUACGUGAAUGUUCUUUGAUUAAUAUUAUUGAUGAUAUUACAAUGAAUUAUCAAAAUCCUGAAAUAUUAUCAAAAAUUUGGAUGAAUCAAUUUCAUAAUCAAAUUAGAGAAGAUCUGUUCGAUCAAAAUGAUGAAAUUUUAUUAACACGUGUUGCUAUAACACAUAAAUUAUUAUUACAUAAUAUUAAUGAAGAUAUAGAAAAUCAAAAUAUUAAACAAACACUUUUAGCAGAUCUUGUUACACAAUUAUGUCGAAAUGCAUUGGAUUCAAAAAAACUUCAAUUAUGUGAUCGAUAUUUAAGUGAUUUAUCUCCAUUAAUCGAUUCAUCAUAUUCUCAUGAAUUAUCUUUUCUUCGUGCAAAAGUUCUUGUUCUUCGUCAACAAGAUACAGCAGGUGAAUAUCUUCGACAAUUAAUUGAAUCUCCAUUACCAGAUUCAAUACAUAUUCGUUGUCGUUUAUUAUUAUGUGAUUGGCUUAAUGAAACUCGAUGUGAAACAUCAACAACAAUAAAACAACAACUUGAUACAAUAUCAAAUUCAAUUAAAAAUCUCGAUACAUCAUCAUUAUCACUUAUAUUUGAAUCUUAUUUAGCAAUGGCACAUUUUAGUGAUAAUGAAUAUCAACGUUUAAAUCAAUUAUUUCAUUCACCAAUGUUUGAAAAUAAACGUUUAUUAAUAACACGUAAUCAAAUUGAAUAUAAUAAACAAGAAAAAUUAGAUCCAUUAGGACGUUAUACAAAAGUUUUAAAACGUAGUUUAGAUAUGGAUAAAAAAGAAAUUGAUGAACAAAAAAAAUUACAAUAUAGUUAUUUAAUUUCAACAUUAAAUAAUUAUUUAAUAUGUUUAAAAUUAUUUUCUAAUUUAUCAAAAACUCAACAAACAAAUCAAUUCAUAUCAAAAGAUAUUAUAAAAAAUAAUUCUGUACCAGAAAUAAUGAUUACAUCAAAAUGUCUUUCAUAUUGGUUUACAAAUUCAAAUAAUGAUGAAGUUAAUAAAACAUUAAAAAAAAAUCUUUUAAAAAUUUCAACAUAUUUUUUCUUACCAUUUGUUUAUCAAAUGGCAGCAAGAAUGGCAUUAACAAAUGAUAAAUUACCAUUAACAUUUCAUUCUAUUCUUUUAGAAUAUUUAUCACGAUGUAUUAUUGAUCAUCCUCAUCAUGUUUUACCUGUUAUAUUUGCUCUUGCUAAUGCUCAUAAAGAUGCACAUAUUAAUCAACAAUCAUCAACAACUACAACUAAAAAAAUAAAUACCAUUGGAAUUAUUCAAUUAAAUAAUGAAAUUAAUAAUGAUGCUCGUUCACGUGCUGCUCAAUAUUUAUUAGAUGAAUGUGCAAAAGUUAAACCACAACUUGUUGAUCAAAUGAGAAAAUUAAAUGAUGCUUAUAUUGAAGCAGCUUAUUGGGAUGUAACACCAACGAAAACUGAUCAACAAGGAAAAGAUACAAAUGGAAAAAAUCCAAUAUUUUCAAAACAUCUUCGACUUAUGCAUAUUAAAGAUUUUCAUGAAGUUGCUGUACCUACAAUAACAAUACCUGUUGCUAAUGAUGGUAUUUAUAAAAAUAUUGAAACAAUUAAAAAUUUUAAUUCAGAAUAUGCAAUGGUUGGUGGUGUUAAUGCACCAAAAAAAAUCUUAUGUCAUAGUUCAACUGGUCGUCAAUUGUCUCAAUUACUUAAAGGAAAAGAUGAUUUAAGACAAGAUGCAGUUAUGCAACAAUUAUUUACUGUUGUUAAUCGUUUAUUAGAUAAAGAUGAUCUUACAUGUCAUCGAUCACUUAAUAUUCGAACAUAUAAAGUUGUUCCAUUAACGCAAAAAAGUGGAGUAUUAGAAUGGUGUGAAGGUACAAUAACAUUUGGAGAUUAUUUAACAAAAGUACCUGACGGUGCACAUCAACGUUAUCAUCCAGAUGAUUGGACAGCUAUGGAUUGUCGACGACAUAUACAUAAAAAUACAAAUUCUGGCAAAGAUGAACGUAAACGUGCAUUUAUGCAUGCAUGUUCAAGAUUACAACCAGUAUUUCGUUAUUUCUUUUAUGAAUAUUAUAAUAAACCAAGUAUAUGGCAUAGAAAAAAACAAGCUUACGCUAAAAGUGUAGCAACAUCAUCAAUUGUUGGAUAUAUUGUUGGACUUGGUGAUCGUCAUGUACAAAAUAUUUUAAUUGAUACACAAACAGCUGAAGUUAUUCAUAUAGAUUUAGGUGUUGCCUUUGAUCAAGGAAAAAUGUUACCAAUACCUGAAUCUAUUCCAUUUCGAUUAACACGUGAUAUUAUUGAUGGUCUUGGUAUAUGUGGUACAGAAGGUCUUUUUAAAAAAAGUUGUGAAAUAACACUUGAAUUAAUGCGUCAAUAUGCAGAUGCGUUAAUAACAAUUAUUGAAGUUUUUCUUUAUGAUCCACUUUAUCAAUGGCAAUUAUCACCACAAAAAGCAUUACAACUUCAGCAACAAUUUGAUAAAACAAAUGAUUCUGUUGCAUCAUCUUUAACUCGAUUUUCAGGAAAAGGAAGUAUGCUACCACCAUCGUCAUCUGCAACAUCUUCAAACAUUGGAGGAGAAUCAGUUACAACAGAUACAAAUAAAAUGGCUGAACGACUUCUAUUAGGUCUUCGACAAAAGUUACAGGGAGUUGAACGUCUAAAUCAAAUGACUAUAAAAGCUCAUGUUAAUAUGUUAAUACAAGAAGCAACAAGUAUAGAAAAUUUAUCCCAAUUGUUUGCUGGUUGGCAGCCCUACUUGUAA